UCGGGACUCUCUUUUUAUAGUAGUAGUGAAGAGACAAUCGCUGCAUAUCUACGUGCGAGUAAGCGCUCCUUGCGUUCCGCUUGCUGUAGAGAUAGUGCGCAGAUCCAGUGUAUUGGAUCCAGCUAAAUUGACGUUUUAUCGUUUCAAUCAAUUUUUCAAUCGAUUUUCGUAAAAGUGAAAAACUCGGAGAUUAAAAGCAUCGAGAAAGGAUACACAGAAUCUAACAUGGAGAACAAAAAUAGCAGCGUCGCUAAAGAAUCGGAGUAUAAAGACCAAUAUACAGCGGCAUUUUUAAAAAAUGGACUAAUACGGGGUAUUACAUAUCAAAUAAAAAUAUUAACAUGGGUCACAUGGAAGAUGCUGUCCAAGAAAGAUGCUGAAUGGUGGUUGGGUACGGAGGUACGCGACGCCCGAGGAUUUCACGAUCUAGUUUUGAGAUAUGUUAAUAAUGCCGCAGACGAAAACGGAAAAACAUCCGAUAAAAAAUACAUGUAUCGUUUCGUGCAAAUCAAGCACAUGACGUGUUUGACCGGGGGCACGAAGAUCGACCUUCGCCGUCUAUUGUCCACGGAUAAGGAGUAUUGUCAGUACAGUCUUAUCUACUUGUUCAAAUCUUAUAUGCAUAUGAUCGACAGAUUUGAGAAGAUAACGCCGGAGCAGAUCGUAGACAUGACGGUCUUCACAAACAGGGACAUUAAUACUUCGCUGAAAUUUUUAGUCCCUGUAAAGAGGGAUGAAAUUUUUGACUUCGAAGAGAAGGGCAAACGAUAUCGCUUCGAUUUAGACAUACUGCGAAAAACACCGAACGUUAUAAUAGAGCGUCUGCGAGCGAUGUCGCGAAACGAUGAAACGCGUGUAUGGAGCUUCUUGAGCAAAUUGGUAUUCGCGGUAGGCCAACCCUCCGAACCCGAAUUGGAAAAACUUAUCACCAAAAAUAUGGGGAUGAUUUUCAAUACGCCGCAGAUAUUCUAUAACGAUCUAUUUAAGCACGUAAUGGACUGGUUUCUCAUUCUCGAGGAAGGUAAUGCGCCAUAUCUCACCGAAGAAUACAUAAAAAAGCAUCUGAAGAAGAUGGUAGAUAUGUUGUUGGCUGAAAAAAAAUCGGAUACUUCUUUUACUGCCGAUUCACUUUCUCUCUCAAACCUGUCGUUAACAUAAAAGAAAAUUUUGCAAUUCUCUCUAUGUAAACUUUUUUUUUUUGCAAAUAUACGAUAUAAAGUUUUCAUUUUUUAUUUUUUAUUUUCAAGAGAGAGAGAGAGAGAGAGAGUAAAACAGGAGAAUAUAAUUUCUUUUUUGUAUUUUUAUAUUAUUUUUUUGUAAUAUCCUCUUAGGUGUCCAAUUUAAGUUUUUUAUUCUAUUUUUAUUCUGAAAAAAUUCUUAUCUAUAAGAUAAAAUAAGAAUAAUAUUUAUGAUGUUAUAUUUGCUCAUUAUAUGUGUCUAAUAUUAAUCUCAUUUUUAUGUCAUAAUUUGCUUUUCCAAAAAUGCUAUUAAGUAUAAAUAUAUGAUAUCACAAAUUAAAUAUCUAUUAUUACAUAAUUAAUAUACAUAAUUAAAUUUACUGAAGGAAAAUACAUUGUCUAAUAUAAAUUACGUUAUUAUUUUUUUUUAAAAACACAAUACAUUUACAAAAGACACAAUAUAUUUUUAUAAUUUUUGAGGAUUCAAUUAAAUGACUUUAUAACUAAAUUAUAAUUUCAGUUACAGCAUGUUUAUUCCGAAUUUUUAUAUAUUAAGAAAGAAAUAUUUGUUUCUAGAUUAUUUUAGAUGAAUUAUCUAAUUUUUUAAUAUAUAUGAGACAAAUAACAGAUCAUAAGAUAAAAAUAAACGAUGAUUACGCAUAUCGUUUAAUUGCAUGCUGUUUAUUAUUCUAAGUUUAAAUUAGAGAAUACAACUUAUCCAUGUACACGUGCGCUACAAUGAUUACUUGAUAUCUUAGAGCUUUCGUAAUAGUCAAGGUAAAUUACACUCAAAAAUAUUCAAAUGGAUUCGUCCGCUUCGAUAAAUAUAGCUUUCCUUCAUUCGCCUACAACAUAUCUAUAAGGAUCUUAAUUAAUACAUCGGCGCGUUUGAUGUGUUUAUCGUAGGAUAUUUCUAAAUUUAGUCCUUUUAUACAUAUAUAAAAAAAUUUAGCUUUUUUUAUAAACACUAUAAAAAAGACGAUGUUCUAUCAAAAGGCUGAAUUUUUUUAAUGCGAGGAUUGAACUUACAAACAUCCUGCGACAGAGACGUCGUAAAGACAAUGCGCACAAGACGAGAUCAAGAACGAUGUUGAUAGACAAUUAUUCUCAACCUCGGUUUUCAACGUGGCUAGAACCGCAUCAUAGCCAUGUGUACAAUCGUCUUCACUAUAAAACAAUACAUAUUUAAGAAUAUGAUGAUGGAAAAAGAGGAAAAAAUAUUGAAUCAAAGAGAUGUAAGUAGAGAGAAAGGGAUAAGAUCGGGUAAAAGUAUAAACGAAUGAAAUGGAUAAAGAUAAAAGUUGAAGGAGUAGGAAACACAAAUCGUUUUCCUUUGGCCUAGUCAAAUCCGCCAUCUAUUCAUCCCGAUCGCUCUAAUAUUAUGUAAUUCAACUAUCUAUGCCUAUAAUGAAAUUAAUAAUUUGGUAUAAUUGUAUCCGCGAAGGGAUAAUCAAAUUAUCUAUAUACAUUAAGAUCCUUAGAGUUAAUCGAACGCGAUUACAAUAUUUAAAUGAUUUAAUAUAGUGACAAAUUUUACUAUAUUGCUUUGCACAUUUCCACAUUUCGUUUAUCCCUAUAAAAAUUGCAUUUCUCGCUCGUUUUCCAUUGAAAAAAAAAAUCGAUAUAAUAUAUAAUAAAUACAAGAUAUCUAGAUCCGAGAUAUCGCGAUCCUUGAAUGUACAAACGAGCUUCUUUAAAAUAAUCAUUUUCGUUUUUAUUUUUCUUAUGUCAAACAUAGUCAGAAAUAUUUUCGCGGAAUGUUUGAGUCGGAACGUAGUAUUCAUUGACAAAAAUUUACGUUAAAUGCAUUAUAAUAAAAUGCUUAUAUGUAUAUAUUAUAUAUCAGUUAAAUUCGCACUUAAAUCUAUUAUUUUUCUCACUCUUUUAUAGAAACACAUGACUAACAAUAAAUAAAAUUAUAGUGCAUAUGGCGCUAACUUUAAUUUUCAUUGCGUGAACAAUGAAUUCUUUGGAUUUAAAUGCAGUUUCGCCUUUUGCAGAAUAUUUGUAAACUUUGUUUUUUUCUUUACAAAAAAGUCUAGAUGCUUCCUUAUUAUUUUUUUUUUUUUUUACAAAUAUUCUGCCACAAAUAGCAAUGUUAUGACUUAGUGUAUGUACAUUAGGAAAUGUGCAUUAGAAAUCGGCAAAUAUUUGUGUUUGUAUUUCUUAGCCCUUGUUCACACAGUAUUAGGCAGUAGUUGCGAGAUACAAACGCAAGUUUUCAAUAGUAUCAUGAAUAUGAGAAUCUUGCAACUAUUGCCUAAUACUGUGUGAACAAGGAAUAAGGAAUACAAACACAAAUAUUAUUUGCCGAUUUCUAAUGCACAUUUCCUAAUGUACAUACAUUAAGUCAUAACAUUGCUGCUGAUAAAUUAAUUAUUACUUUUGACAGAGGUCUUUUUCACGUUCGCGAAAUCGUGAAGUCGAAAUGAUACUAUCCUGCGAAUAAUGCGAUGUAUAAUUGUACAAUCCACCGCGAAAAUUCUAAGUAUGUAUGAUCAAAAUAUAUGAUUCACAUAUAUGUACAAAGAUAUCUGGAGUCAUACAAAUGACGCGCUUCUCAGAAGGAAAAUGAAGACUUGAGGCUUUAUGAAGGAACUUUUAUCAGAAGCGUUGCUACAUCGUUAUGCGCUUGCAAGAUAGCAAUCAUAUAUAUAUAUGUAUAACGUUUUAAAUCGAUUAAGUGACACAACUAUAGAAUAGAUAAAAUAUGCAGCGCAGGUACUUUUCAAAAGUAAAGAAAACGUGCGCGAGAAUAAUAGCAAGUAAUACAUUUUAUUGCGAAAAUAAUUUAUUGCAAAUAUGUUCAGGAAAUAAAAAAGAAAAUAAGUGAAUUUCUCAGAAUAAAUCGAAAAGAAUUCGUUUCAGUGAAACUAGACGUUUUUAAAAUCGAGGAAUUUUUAAGAUAAAAUAUCUUUAAAAUUAAAAAUUGAUUAAAAAAAAAUUAUCUCUGUUUAAGUUAUAUCUUCAUAUAAUUUAUACAAUUUUUUCUUAUUAUGUGUAUAUAUAUAUAUACAUAUAUAAAUAUAUAAAUAUAUAAAUAUAUUAUUAUAUAAUAUAUUUAUAUAUUAUAAUAUGUAUAUAUACGUAAAAUUUUGUAUUUUAUUUUAAAUGUUUCCAAUUUUUUUUUUUUUUUAUUUUUAAUUUUACAUAUAAUAAAAAUUUGAAAUAGAAAUAAAAAUUCCUAAUUAUAUAGAAUGAAUUCCCAUCGAUUUAGUUCACUUAUUUUUUACAUGUUUACACUUGUUAUAAACUUGUUAUAAAUGAUAAUAUGAUCUCGUUAUAACUGUACUCGUUAUAAACUGUAAAAUUUUACCUCAUGGAGCGCAUAAUUUUAUUCCGGUUACUGCUCUUUCUGUCUCUCUUCAGAAUUUUAUUUCGAUAGUAAAACUCUUCGAAAUACUACGGUGUUUUAUACAAAUACGUGCGACAAAUCGAUCAGGAAUGUAAGGCACGAUCGUGAACCUUAGACGGAGGAUUCUGACGAUUAAUUUAAUGAUUUUCUGUGCUUACGAACAGUAGAAGAAAACGAUGUACGAUCAGACGUUGACAACAUCUUUCAAGUGGCGUUAUCGCAAGAAAACGGGGUUUAAUCCUCUCUCACUUAUCAGACAUGUUAUAUAUUUAUCGUUACUCAGAUUUAGUGUAUUAAUUAACAUCUCCAGAGCUAAUUCAAAAUAAAUUAUUCGACAUAUUUAACUACUA
Cataglyphis hispanica is the source of this 4883-nucleotide messenger RNA. RefSeq lists its product as uncharacterized. Bases 226 to 1158 code for a protein of 310 amino acids. The record is from RefSeq and is a predicted model, not a curated record. The transcript is spliced from 2 exons. Lineage: Eukaryota; Metazoa; Arthropoda; Insecta; Hymenoptera; Formicidae.